AGCUCAAAAAUGAGCCCCCCCCCCCCCCCCCCGCCCCCCGAAAAGAAAGGAAAAACAAGGUAGGAGAAAGACUUGGCGAACUGGAAAGUAGAAAGCGAGGCGAGUGGGCGGGGUAGGGAGGAUUGUGCCCAGGCCAAUGAGUGAUGCCGGGACGGGUGACGUCACAGCCAAUGGACAGCCAGCGCGGGACUUUCAAUUAUCGCCCCGCCCGAUCGGAAGAAGACGGUGCCUAUAAAGAGUGCGGCGGCGGGCCGAGGCCCCGUUACUCUCGCUGCCGCUGCGCUGGUGAGUUGGUGUUUUGGUUCGCUAUGGCCCGUACAAAGCAGACCGCCCGCAAGUCGACCGGCGGCAAGGCCCCGCGGAAGCAGCUGGCCACCAAGGCGGCCCGCAAGAGCGCACCCGCCACGGGCGGCGUGAAGAAGCCGCACCGCUACCGGCCGGGCACCGUGGCCCUGCGGGAGAUCCGGCGCUACCAGAAGUCCACCGAGCUGCUGAUCCGCAAGCUGCCGUUCCAGCGGCUGGUGCGCGAGAUCGCGCAGGACUUCAAGACGGACCUGCGCUUCCAGAGCUCGGCCGUGAUGGCGCUGCAGGAGGCGAGCGAGGCCUACCUGGUGGGGCUGUUCGAGGACACGAACCUGUGCGCUAUCCACGCCAAGCGCGUCACCAUCAUGCCCAAGGACAUCCAGCUGGCUCGCCGCAUCCGCGGGGAGCGGGCUUAAAGUGCGCGCUCGGCUCGAGGUUCCAUCCCAUCCAAAGGCUCUUUUCAGAGCCACCCACGACGGCACCUGAAAGAAGCUGUGCCACUCGUCUUCGCUCUCUCCCGGCCGACGCUCUCCUACUCUACCACCUCCCCUGUACAAAGCAGACCCCCCCCCCCCCCCCGCGCGGAUGAGGCACCAGAACCGGGUAAAGCUGAGGGU
Molecule: messenger RNA, 920 nt
Organism: Lynx canadensis (Canada lynx)
Lineage: Eukaryota; Metazoa; Chordata; Mammalia; Carnivora; Felidae
Product: histone H3-like
Exons: 1
Coding region: 144-719 (191 amino acids)
Cellular component (GO): nucleosome
Molecular function (GO): protein heterodimerization activity; DNA binding; structural constituent of chromatin
Source: RefSeq, a predicted model, not a curated record